AUGCUGAAAUCUCUUCUUCCUUCUGGGAUUCGUGAGAUGACGAAGAUCAUCCGUCCAAUAUGGAUUGACGAAAGGAUUCCUGACUCGUGGAGACACGCUAUUAUAAUUCCUCUCCGCAAGAAGCUAUCCGUCACAGUACCCAGAAAUAACAGAGGAAUAUCAUUGCUGCGUGUAAUGUACAUGUUUCUGAAGCGGAUCAUCCUGGAUCGGCUAAUCAGACACCGCGAAGAAACCACCCGCAACGAACAAGUCGGCUUUCGCCCUGGUCGAUCGAAGACUGAUCAGGGCGAAAGCAAAGUUCGGCCGACCAGGGCGAAGACUCUCUAUUCUGAGGAGACUGAUUGA
Molecule: messenger RNA, 345 nt
Organism: Necator americanus (New World hookworm)
Lineage: Eukaryota; Metazoa; Nematoda; Chromadorea; Rhabditida; Ancylostomatidae
Exons: 1
Coding region: 1-345 (114 amino acids)
Source: RefSeq, a predicted model, not a curated record